AUGGAGUCCCAGUUUCUGGAGAGAGUUCUGGAUGGAUGCGGCAACGAUUUAGACCCUGUCAUCGAAAGCCUGCUUGCGCUUUCUUUGGAGGAGAAAUUGGGGGGUUUCGCUGCGGAAUCAGAUACAUCUUCGGAGAAAGAAAAAUUGAGUAGUUGUGGAGAUCUGGCUGGGUGGGCGGACUUUCUUGUAAGGGAAUUGCAGAGUGCGACAAGUAUUGAUGAUGCCAGAGCCCGCGCGUCAAGUCUGCUGCAGAUGCACGAAGAGUCAAUCCGUCGACAAGAAGCGGCUCAAAUCGAAGUGAUGAUCGGAGAGAAUGCAAUACUGAAACGCGCUAUCGCCGUUCAGCUUCGACGGCAGAAAGAGUUUGCCGAGGAUCGGAACAGGGAGGUCCGGGACUCGAAGAAAUUAUUGUCUCAGUAUCAGGAGCAGUUGAGAACUCUCGAGUUGUGUGUGCGCAUACACAUAGUUGUAUAUAUUUUAUAUGUGCGUUAUGACGAAAAUGUUAAGAAUCACAUUGUUUUUGUCCCAUCUAUCCCAAACGCUGAAAUUGAUCCACAUGAUCCAUGUGCAGUCGUGACUCUGCACGUGAUGAAAUAA
This is a messenger RNA of Tripterygium wilfordii, 597 nucleotides long. RefSeq lists its product as uncharacterized. NCBI's taxonomy places the organism in Eukaryota, Viridiplantae, Streptophyta, Magnoliopsida, Celastrales, Celastraceae. The coding region runs from base 1 to 597 and encodes 198 amino acids. The transcript has 2 exons. The record is from RefSeq and is a predicted model, not a curated record.